AUGGAAAGGAAACGGAGACAUCCAUUCGCACACAAAAAGCAAAGAAAACGAAAGCAUCUCUCUCUUCCUGGCGAGGCAGCAGCCAUGGCUGCAUCUGGGGGUCCCGUGCAGGAUCUCUGCAAGGAAGCCACUUGCCCCAUCUGCCUGGAGAGUUUCCGGGAUCCAGUGAUCAUCCCGGAGUGCGGGCACAACUUCUGCCGAUCCUGCCUGAUCCAGUGCUGGGGGGAAUCCGAGGGAGAGGCUUCCUGCCCUCAGUGCAGGGAAAUCCUUCAGCACAGGAACCUCAUCCCCAAUCGGCCGCUGGCAAACGCUGUGGAAAAACAUACAGUCGGGAAACUCCGUCUUCAAGGUGAAAAGGAGCCCGAAGGAAAGGGGAAGAUCUGCGAGAAGCACCAGGAGCCCCUGAAGCUCUUCUGCAAGGAGGACGAAAGCCCCAUCUGUGUGGUGUGUGACAGAUCCAAGGAGCACAAAAGCCACAAGGCGAUUCCUCUGGAGGAGGCGUCCCAGGAGUACAAGGUGAGAAAUCUCUCUGGGUUUCCUUUGGGGAUGGUGAGGGUGAAUUAGCAACAGAGAAGGGGGUCUUGCAAGAAAACGCUUUAAUGUAUUCUCCCCUCCGGCAGCCAAAGAGUCACUCGCCAGCAGGAGCUUUUGUGCAGCCUUCUAAAAACUAAACUUUGGAAACUCUGUUCAAUAAACAUUUCUUUUUUCCUUUCUGGGGAUUACAGUGCCCCUAAUGUCCCCCUGCAGGAGAAACUCACCCCCAGUUCAUCCUCUGGAAGCAGCUCCCUUAGGGAAGGGCUGGAGGGAGGAGCAAUGGAGGUGGCAGGGAUAGAAUCACAGAAUGGUGGAGUUGGAAGGGACCCUGAGGGCCAUCUAGUCCAACCCCCCGCAAUGCAGGAAUUCUGCCCACAGCCGUCCCUGGUUGGGCUCGAACCACCAACCUUCUGGUUACCAGCCAGACACACUGACCCAUUGCAUCACAGGCUCCCAGGAUGAUGAAGGCAAAGACCACGGUCUUUGGGGCAGGGAGCAAGCAUGUGAUUCAACUUUCCUGUUAUUAUGAAUUCCAACAGAGAAAAAAAGCAAGCAAACUUUGAUUUCCUUUUCUUUUCAGGAUCGGAUCAGCAGCUGCCUAGACAAUGUGAGGAAGGAAAGAGAGAAAAUUCUGGUGUUUAAAGCAAACACAGAAAAGGAAAGUCAAGACCUGCUUGUAAGCAUCAUUGUUAUUUGAAGGUGAAAAAGUGGAUUAUAUAUUGGGGGGGGGGGAUGAAUAUCGAAUACAGAAAGCGGUUUCUUUUUGAACACCCUGAUCACCCACAGGGCAUGAAAGACCAUUUGAAGGAGGAUGGGGUGGGCUUGUAAAUUUUUACGAAACUCUUUUCCUGCUGGAGUGAUCUCUCUAAAAUGGCAGACUUGCCCUUCCAAGUGAAUUCUGAUAUCUGGCCUCUUCAUCCUGCAACAUUAUGCCUGAUAGUGGCCUGCUGUUCUCCUCCCCUUUCUCUUUUUGCUGCUGCAGAAGCAAAUGGAAGCAGAGAAGGGGAAGUUGGUGGCUGAGAUCAGGCGAAUGCAUCAGUUUCUGGAAGAACAAGAGAAGCUUCUUCUGGCCCAGAUGGCAGAAGUGGAGAAGGAGAUUGCAAAGAAAAGGGAGGAGCACCUGGCCAGACUCUCCAGAGAACUCUCCUCUCUUGGCAGCCUCAUCCGGGAGAUGGAGGAGAAGCUUCAGGAACCAGCGAGUGAACUCCUGCAGGUCAGGCGUCAUCCUGAUGCGAGAGGGUGGAGUGGGCUGCUUCAGACUACAGGCAUUUCUUAGUCCUUCCCCACAUAAAAGUACUGUUGUAAGAAAAACAAGCAGUACAUGAAUGCUAAAAGGUGUCAGCCCUGGCAAAGGAGCCAACUCUGAGGGCCUGAGGUCCCUUGGACACCCCAAUAAAAUAUUUGAGAGGACCAGCCCCCUCCAAUAAUGGACAUUUGUUUUGAAAUGGGGUGUGUGUACAGUGGUACCUCGGGUUAAGAACUUAAUUCGUUCUGGAGGUCCGUUCUUAACCUGAAACUGUUCUUAACCUGAAGCACCACUUUAGCUAAUGGGGCCUCCCGCUGCUGCUGCUGUGUGAUUUCUGUUCUCAUCCUGAAGCAGAGUUCUUAACCUGAGGUGCUAUUUCUGGGUUAGCGGAGUCUGUAACCUGAAGUGUCUGUAACCCAAGGUACCACUGUACUGCAUCUUGUGAUUGAUUAUGUGGGGCGGAGCUUACUUGCCCACCCCCCAAUAUUUUCUUCAAGUUGUCACUAGAUCAAAGCACUGGCCCUUUCCGUCCUGCUUCCUGUUCUUGCAUUGGCCAACCAAAGGUCUCUGGGAAGCCCACAAGCCAAUAGGGCUCUGUAUUCAAUUAACCUUUACUUAGAGUAGACUGAUUGAAAUUAAUGGGGAUGACUAUCUUAGGUUCAUUAAUUUCAGUGUGCCUGAGUAAAAGCGAGUUGAAUACAACCGAUACUGCCUCCAACACAGGCAUUCCAAAUUGGCACUGCAUCACCUUUUCAUUCAGAUGCUGUCUUGGGUCCAGCCAGAGAGGGGGUGACCUAUUAUUAUUAUUAUUAUUAUUAUUAUUAUUAUUAUUAAAAAAAUAAGUUUGUAUAGAGAAUAUGUUUGUUUGUUCAGGGGAUAUGAUUGAGUGUGGAAUGUACAUAUCAGAGAUCUCAGGUGAACACGGUACCAGCAUGCGCUACAGGGCAAAAUGCAAAAUUCCAGGAGGUGGGAUUGAAUCUCUCAGGUGUUGUCAUGCGUCCAACACAGUAAGCGUUGUUAAUUAAAAAGGAGAAUUUAUUGCAAAAACAAACAGAUAGUCCGGAUGACUGUAACAUAGCCUCCGGCCUCAUCAAUCAACAUGACUCUUCUGUUGCAUCUUUUGUUUUGCUUCCUGUCUAGAAGCCCUCCCAUUCGUUGGCUCCUUGGAGAGAUAGGAUUAGUGCCAACCCCUUUCUUUUUCCAGUGUCUCUCUGUUUAUUCAUGCCUCUUUGAGCUUCCAGCGAGCUUUGUCUGUGUUGUAGCCAGCUCCCCCUGACUGACUAACAUCAAAGCCUCCCUGUUUUGGGCUACUUUCUGAAGCCUGCUGCAAAUCUUCGCUGAGAGCUGUCUCAUUCCUGACAGCUGUUUGGGUGACUUGGGUGACUUGGGUGACUUGGUCAUCACUGGAAUGGCUGACUUUUGCCAUCUGAUGGUUAUUCCAAAGUUACGUGGUACUGCAUAUUUUAUUGGGGGUCUUUUGUUUUGUGUUUGGCUAACCUCUCUCUGCUUCAGCAGCUUAGUAUUUAACUGACCGCAGGGCUCUCUGCAGAAACGGCUCCAUGGAUAUCUUUUUCUUUCUUUCCUUCCAGGAUAUCAGAAGCUUCUUGCAGAGGUAAGUGAUGGAAAUUUGCUGCUUUAAGAAAACCCCUCCCUUAUUAUGAUGCUAGGAACAUUCUUGUUUAAGGGGCGAGAAACUCGCUCUCCAGUUCCUCCUUACAGAGAUAGCUUAGGACUCCAUCAUCCAUCUCACAAGAUCACAGACAAAAAUAGGGAAACAUUUUCGCAGUCAUUUGUAGUUAUUGGUCUCAUCUAUAAUAACAGACAGGAAGCCAUUCCCAUUGCAUACCUCUGAAGGCCCUUCUCUGUGAUGGAUUCAUUUACUCUGCAAUUGAUACAAAAAGGGGGGGGACACCCCAAAGGGGCUUGUAAACAUCUUCACUAUAACUUACCCUUAAAUAUUCAGUGUAUUUCUGGCUUCUGCAGGUUCUUCCUCAGACAUAAGAAUGUGAGAAAGGGCCCUGCUGGAUCAGGCGAGUGGCCCAUCUAGUCCAGCAUUUUGUUUUCACAGUGCCUAACCAGAUGCCAGUGCAAAACCCGUGGUGAUCAGGUUCCGAGCCCCAGAGGACACUCCCCUCCUGUGGAUCAGAGGCACCACUGCCUUUGACCCAGCCAUCGUGAAUAGUAGCCACUGAGAGCCUUGUCCCCAAAACACCUGCAACAUAUUCAAACACUUACGAAUUUUGAGAAUCUUCCAUGUUUAGAAAAUACUGCUUUGAUUUCUUUUCUUUUUUAAAAAAACUUUUUUAUUCAAAAUUACAACAACAAUCUUUAUUACGGUCCAGAGACCCAACCAAACAUUACAAAUCAAUACACAGUUCAUACAGCCUACCUCCAGGUUAAUUAAUCAUUUUGUUUAGAAUAUAGGGCUCAUUUGUUCUUGCAACCACCGAUAGAAACUUUGCCACUGCCAACAUUCUAGCUUUUGUCCGGUCUUCCAGUAGGAACCUGACAUAGUGAGUCUCUGACUUUCCCAGGAAAGGCACCAGCAGAGGUUGUAUCAGUUCAGCCCUGGCCUGCUCAUACUUCGUACAAUGCAACAAAAUAUGAUUUAUGGAAUCGAUGUCUUGAGCACACAAGCAAAGUCUGUCCUGGUAGGGAACUCCUCUCAACCUACCAUCCAGCACUGCAGAGGGGAAGACAUUUAAUCUGGCUUUAGUGAAAAGCCUUCGAUAGUUAGGUACUGUCACGUUUUUGAUGUAAGAUGUUAACUCAAAGACAUACCCAUAUUGAACUCCUGCUGCCAGCGGACUACAGACUGCGUGUGAUCGAGAUCGCAAGUCGCUGUGUGCAUUGUCCCAUAAUCUUUGCUUUAAAACCUUUUGGGCGCCUUCAUAACCCAGGUAAUACAGUUGGGGGGGAGACAGACCAAUAGAGGUGGCUUUUUUAGCCAUGGUUUUCUGCCAUUUGCUGACAAAUUCCUCAUUGGUCAAAUGUUGGUACAGAACCUUCCCUAAAUUAAACACUGAAAUCCUGAUCCAAUGUUUUAGGGCAGCCCACCACGCUCUAGCUGAAAUUGGGUAUUCACCAGCUUCCAACAGAAGUACGGAGUUGGGGACGCAGUUAGGUACCUGCAGCAGAGAUCGUAUAAAUUUUGCCUGAAAGCCAUCUAGCUUUGGCAGGUCCCCAUUAUGCCAGACAUUUGCUGCAUACAGGAGUUGGGAAACGGGCUUUGCGUUGAAAACCCUUAAGGCUGCUGGAACAUAUUUGCCGCCCUUUGUGUAGAAGAAUCUAUGUAUGGCUAGCUUUGUAAUCUCCGCCUUUUGAAGGGAGGUUUGCCAAUGGUGCUUCCAAGAUCCUGUAUGAUGGAAUGUGAGCCCUAGGUAACUGAAGUAUUUUACCUGUUCAAGGUUAUGGCCAUCCAGCACCCAUUUAGACUGGGAGAAUCUUCUUUCGAAGACUAAAAUUUUAGAUUUUUCAUAAUUAAUGGAUAAACCAUUUCCAGAACAGUAAUCAGAAAAUUUCCUCAACAGAUAAUUCAAACCCGGUCUGGAACGCGAGGUGAUGGCUGCGUCAUCAGCAUACAACAACAAAGGGGUCCUUCUCAUUCCUAUUUUUGGAAUGUGUCCAUCUGUGUCCAUUAAGUUCUCUUCUAGGUCAUUUACGAAUAGACAAAACAAUGUGGGGGCCAAAAUACAACCCUGUCUCACCCCCCUAGUCAUCUCGAUGUUGUUCGAUAGCUGUCCCUGUCGACCGCAUCGGACCUGCAGUUUGCUUCCAUUGUACAGGGCUUUUAUAAGAAAGAGAAGUCAUUUGUCCUGCAAAAUCAGACUCAAUUUGGACCAUAGCUGGGAUCUGGGAAUGGAGUCAAAUGCUGAUUUCAGAUCCAUAAAGGCCACAAAGAGUUUACCCUGUAGAGGUCUGGUAUACUUCUCAGCUAGGAAGGACAGCAUUAGACAGUGGUCUGUUGUUGAAUGGUUCUCACAGAAAGCUGCCUGGGCUUCAGAUAGUAUAUUAUGUUCAUUUAGAAAAGUUGUCAGUUUGCUACUGAGGAAACGGGCAUACAGCUUCCCAAUUAUUGAGAGCAGGCUAAUAGGCCUAUAAUUGGAAGGUACAUUUGGGUGGCCUCUCUUAAAGAUUGGAACUACUAUAGCAUGUUUCCAGCUAUAUGGUACCUUACCCGAGUUAUUUACUACCGUAAAGAGUGCUGCCAGAAGCGGAGCCCACCAGUGCUGGUUUGAUGUAAUCAGCUCUGCUGGGAUAAAGUCUUUCCCGGAGCCUUUCCACUCUUCAGAUUCCCAAUUAAUGUAUGGACUUCCUCCACAGUAACCGGCCUCCAAUUAGGGAGCAGUGACAAUUCUGCCCUGUCAUCCUCCUGUAAGCUGGAAGGGAGGUUUGGAUUUUCCAUAAAUAUAUUUCUGAAGUGGUUCUCCCAAACCUGAGCUGGAAUGACACAGCUGGGGACUGAGGAACUAUUUUUCAUUGAGUCGGAGACCAGUUGCCAAAAGAGUUUAGUUUCAUUGUUUAGUGAGGCAUUCAAUAGUAGGGACCAGGAAUUUUGUUCGGACUGCCUUUUCUUUGAGGCCAAAAGGGCUUUGUACUCUUUUUUGAUUUUGAAAUAAGAUUGAGGUAAAUAGUUUAAUCCAGCGUUUCUAUAGGCCAAAUAGGCGUUCCUUAAGGCUUCCUUCUUUGUGUGGCACUCUUGGUCAAACCAACCGUGCCCUUUAGCAGUGCGUGGCUUGCCGGCUGAGUUUAUGUUAACCGAGACCACAUCCUGCAAGGACUCAAUGAGAUUUUUGUAAGCUGUCAGGGAGGAGUCUAUUGAUAAAUUGUUUAUUAUAAUUGAUCUUAACUUAAUUGCAGUUUGUGAAUUCAAUCUAUUCUCAACUGCAAUUGCUAUCUCAGGUGUCCAUUUUUUCCUACGCAAUGCUGGAUCAUUUGCUUUAUCUAUAACCUCAUGUUCUAUGUGAGAGCGCUGAAUUGAAUUUUGGCCAGUAGUGGAGAUGAUUAGAGGUAAGUGGUCACUUUCAGUCCUAUUAUCUAUGGUGAAUUUUUUAAUUGAUUCGAAGGCCUCUCUGUUAGUGAGACAGUAGUCUACUGUGCUGGCUCCAUUUGUAUUUAUGAAUGUAUACUCGCCUUCUCUGUCCCCAGGGAAUGCCCCAUUAGCAAUGAUGAGGUCAAGACUUAUUUGUAAAAGAGCCAGGCAGAAUCCAGCAUAGUUGAUUUGGCAAUCUUUUGAAUGUCUACGUGGGGGCGGGUUUAGAAAGAGGGUGCUAUUUUCCUUUAGAUCUCUUAAUAUUGGGAAUUUUAUUUCCAGGCUAUCAUCAUUUGAGCCUAUUCUGGCAUUCAUAUCUCCCAUUAGGUAAAAUGGCGAUCCAGGGUCCCUAAUUUGUAGGGAAUAAAGGAAACUAUGGAAUUUACGCCACGUGCUCUCUAUCUGUGUUUGCACUGUAUAUGGUGGAAUAUAAGCUGAAACGAGAAUAAUACUCUUGGAUUCCAUAUGCAAAGUGAUCCCCAGUGCCAGCUGCUCGAAAACUGAGCACUCAAUAACUUGUGACGCCAAUUGAGUGGAAAUUAUUCAAAAUUAAAACAAAACAUAUUAUCCAGAAACAUAUCAUCCUUAUUUCCCCCCCAUUUUUCCUCCCUCCCCGCCUCCCACACAAAACCCACCCCCACCCCACCCCCCGACUUCCCUCAGUUCCAGUCUUUGAUUUCUCUAAGAAUGCUGUUUUCUGCAUUCUGUUACACAGUUGUAUAGUUCCUCAAACUUUUUAGCUGAUUGUCAUCAAUAGAAAAGUUUGUGAAUGUUUAUUCAAAACCUGCCAAGGAGUCCAGUUCGCUUUGUUGCGUCUUCAAAUACUUUGUAAAGGAUUCCCAUUCAUCUUUAAAGCCACAGUUAUCCUUGUCCCGUAGCUUAUAUGUCAAUUUUGCCAGUUCUGCAUAGUCCAUCAAUUUUUCUUGCCAUGAUUCUUUAGUUGGGGUUUCUUCAGUCUUCCAUCCUUGUGCUAUUAGAACUCUCGUGGCCGUUGUCGCCUACGUGAAGAUGUUUUUCAGCUUUUUUGGCAGAUCUUUCCCUACAAUACCUAACAAAAAUGCUUCAGGUUUUUAAACAAAUGUUAAAUGGAACAUUUUCUUCAAUUCAUUGUAUAUCAUUUCCCAAAAAUUUUUAAUUACAUUACAAUCCCACCACAUGUGAUAAAAUGUCCCUUCCUUUUCCUUACACUUCAACAUAUAUUUGAAGAAGAAGAAGAGUUUGGAUUUGAUAUCCCGCUUUAUCACUACCCAAAGGAGUCUCAAAGUGGCUAACAUUCUCCUUUCCCUUCCUCCUCCCCCACAACAAACACUCUGUGAGGUGAGUGGGGCUGAGAGAUUUCAAAGAAGUGUGACUGGCCCAAGGUCACCCAGCAGCUGCAUGUGAAGGAGUAGGGAAGCGAACCCGGUUCACCAGAUUACAAGACUACCGCUCCUAACCACUACACCACACUAGCUAUUUGAGCUAGUUUUGUACAUUUUCCCUAACUGCACUGGUGUCGUGUACCAUCUGUACAUCAUCUUCAUGUAAUUCUCCUUCAGUAGGGAACAAUCUGUAAAUUUUAAAUCAGUUUUCCAUAAUUUUUCCCAAUCUUCCAUCAUAAUGUUGUGACCUACAUCUUGUGCCCAUUUAAUCAUAACUGAUUUUACCUCUUCAUCUUUCGUCUCCCAUUCUAAUAAUAUGCUGUAUGCUGCCUUCAGUAAUUUCACUUUACCUUUGAUCACUUCCGUUUGAAACCUAGAUCUUGUGUAACUGAAUCCUUUCUUGCUGUCUUCUUUAUGUGUUUCAUAUAGUUGUCAAUAAUGCAAUCAACUCUGAAAGUGGUCUUUGAUCUCAUCGUAAUCUCUUAAUUUCCAUUUUUCAUCAUGGUCCUUUAAUAAAUCAACAUAUGUGAGCCAUUUUCCUUUCUUUCCAAGUGGUUUGAGCAGUAAUGCUUCAUGUGGUGAAAGCCACCACGGGGUCUUUUGUUCCAAUAAGUCUUUAUAUCUCUCCCAUACUCUCAUUAGUGAUUUCCUAAUUAUAUAGUUGUGAAAGCUUCUAUGAACCUUCCCUUUCCCGUACCAUAAGUAUGCGUGCCAGCCAAAUCUGUUGUCAUGUCCUUCUAGUUCAAAUGCCUCUUGCUUAUCCAGUCUCAUCCAGUCCCUGAUCCAUACCAAACAAGCAGAUUCAUAAUACAAUUUAAGGUCAGGGAGGGCAAACCCGCCUCUGUCUUUUACGUCUGUAAGUAUUUUAUGUUUUAUCCUUGGCCUUUUGCCCCCCCCCCCCCGAUAAAUUUUGAAAUCUCUUUCUGCCAUUUUUUAAAACAUUCAUCUUUCAGAAUGACAGGUAUUGCUUGAAAAAGAAAUUGCAUUUUUGGCAACACAUUCAUUUUAAUCGCCGAUAUUUUUCCUUACAAUGAGAGAUUCAUUCUACUCCAUAUUUCUAAAUUUCUUUUUACCUCAAGCCAAUUUUUUUCAUAGUUAUUUUUAAAUAGGUUUAUAUUUCUUGAUGCUAACAAAAUCCCUAAAUAUUUAACCUUUUUAUGGACUUCAGUGUUUUGUCCUAACUCGGUUCUUUCUUCUUCCUUCAGGUUUUUAACUAAUAAUUUAGUUUUAUUCCUAUUUAACUUAAAUCCUGCCAUUUUAGGGAGUGAAGUUUUAGGUUCUUCCACUGUUAUCACUAGGUCAUCUGCAUAGGCUUUUAACUUGAAUUCACUUUUCCCAUUUUUUACCCCUGUGAUCUCUUUACCUGCUCUUAUGUUUUUGGCAAGUACUUCCAAGACCAGGGUAAACAAUAAUGGUGAUAAUGGGCAUCCUUGUCUUAUUCCUUUUUGGAUCUUACAGUCAUCCGUUAUCACCUUAUUUAUAAUUAGUUUGGCUUUUUGUUCUGAAUAGAUUGCUUCUAUUCCUUUUAAAAACUUAGAACCACUUCUGAUUUGUUCUAACAGCUUUAUCAUGAACUUCCAAGAAACAUUAUCAAAGGCUUUUUCAGCAUCAAUAAACAUCAUUGCCACUUUCUUUUCAUUUUUAACCUCCAAAUAUUCUUUUAUAUUCAAAAUAUUCCUUAUAUUCUCCUUCAUUUGUCUUCCUGGUAAAAACCCGGCUUGAUCUUGAUGUAUAUAUUCAAUUAAUAUUUUUUUUAAUCUAUUAGCUAGAAUAUUUGCAAACAAUUUGUAAUCAUUAUUUAACAAGGAGACAGGCCUAUAGUUUUUAACUUGCAGCAAAUCUGCGUCUUGUUUUGUAAUUACUGUUAUAUAGGCCUGUUUCCAUGUUUCUGGGAUUUCUCCUGUGUUCAAUAUUUCAUUCAUAACAUCUUUCAAUGGAUUCGCUAAUUGUUCAUUUAAUUUCUUGUAAUAUUUUACCGUAAAGCCAUGGAGACUUGCCGUUUUUAGAGCUUUUUAUUGCCUCAAAUAAUUCUUGCAUUGUUAUCUGGGAGUUAAGAAUGUUCCUUUGUUCUUCUUUUAAAUAUGGCAUAUUGCUACUUCUGAUGUACUCUUCUAUCUUAGAUGUUUUUUCUUUCCCUUUUUUAUACAGCUUAGAAAAAUAUUUAACAAAUCCUUCUCUUAUUUCCUUCAGUUUGUCUGUAAUUCUGCCAUUUAUGUUAAUUUUAUUUAUGGAGUUCCUUUGUUCACUUUUUUCAACUGCCAGGGUAACAACUUCCUGGGUUUAUUUGCGUGCUCAAAAUGUUUUUGUUUUACUCUUUUUAUUUUCCAGCUAAUUUCCUUGUUUAUAAUCAUUGAAUAUUGGGUUUGUAAUGUUUUGAUUGCCUGUUUUACUGCCUCUUUAUUUGCCUUUUUUGACAGCUGUUUCUCCUUUUUCAUAAUUUCCUCUAAUAUUUCUUUUUUCUUUUGCUCUCUCAAUUUCCUUUUAAAUGAGUUUUGUUGUAUAAAGAAUCCUCUCAUUACAGCCUUGCUUGCGUCCCAGACCGUCUGUAACUUUGUUUGCCCUUGACUGUUUAUUUCAAAAUAAUCCAUCGAGGUCUCUUUUGCUUUUUAAACACAUUUUUGAUCAUCUGAUAAAUGAUCAUUAAUCUCCAUCUAGUCAGGGAAUUAUGCUCUGAAAAGAUGCUGGGAUUGCUUUCAAUUUUUUUGACUCUUGUUUCCAAUUCUUUGGAACUUCCUUAUGUUUCAGAAAUGCACAUACCAGAUACACAUACACAUAAAUGCACAUACCAGACCUAUUUUGUUCUGCUCAUUAGUCACUUCAAAUGCUUCACUAAAACUGGUGUAGUCCUAAAAUCUCUGUGUAAGGACCGAGUAUUGUUCACUUUUCUUCAUAAAAGUAUGCAUAUAUCAGCUUAUUUCCCUUCAAUCUCAUAAUCAUAUAUUUCUUUCCAUGUAUUAUGGAAGCUAGUGUUUGUUGGUUUUCCUUCAACUUGUUAGGUGGUCUCUAGAUCCACACAACAAUCAGAUGCUCCUUUUAGCCAUAAAACUCUGCUCUCAAGUCUUCAUGAUAUAUCCAUGGUGCCUUUAUCAUCAGAAUGUGACACCUGCCUUGUCAGAAAGCUCCUUGCAUUGGAAAGAUGGUGGCUUGGCUUUGUUCUUCUCCUCCCAGGUCUCAGGAGAAGGAGAACUUAGAGGAUCCUCCUGUGGCUUUUCCUCCUGCCCUGAAGUGGAAGAUCUGGGACUUCAAAGAUAGAAAUCCGUUCCUGGAGGGAGUCAUGAAGAAAUUCAGAGGUAGUAAAGAAGAGCUGAAAAUAUUUUAUACUGGAUAUUUGAAAUUGUUCAUGAAAGGCUCCAAGACAUUAGCAGUGCCAGGAAAAUGACAGGGGUGACCUGGGGGGAUUAUGCACAAUCCCCAGGAAUGUAACCCUGGAAAAAGUUGAACUCUCCCCAUCUCUCAGCCAGACUUUGGGUGCUUUCACACAUCUCACUUUUCGGGCUUUUCGCCUGUUUCUUUGGCCCUGAGAUUGAUGUAAGGGGAGCAGAAGGAGAGAGGAGGGCUGUCCAGGAGCAGAGGGGACUGGGGCUGAGGCCUCCCGUCCUGGAACAGGGGUGUCUGGACCUUGUUGUUAAUGGGGAGAUCUUCUGGGGGUCUUGCUCCUCCUCUCAAGAUUUGGGCAGGCCUGAACUUUGACAUCACCCCUGCCCUGGUUAUGCAGGGAUAGCCAGUAUGGAGAAUUUCAGAUAGUUUUAAGUACAACUCCCAUAAUUUCCAGCUGGCAUGGCCAGUGGUUACGGAUGAUGGGACUUGUAGUCCACAACACCUGGCUAAAGUCUCAUGAGCUCAUAUUGUUUCCAGCUUUGUUGUUUGAAUGAUGGUGUGAUGCUAAAUCUCUGUUCCCUUUUCUCUUCCAGACACUGUGGAAUAUGGACUUCAGCUGCGAAAAGGUACAUUUAAUAAUAACAAUAUUCAUUUAUAUAAUAAUUUUAUUAGUUUUUAAAAAAAAUAAAAUUAUUGAGUUUAUUUUACAACACAUACAUACACGCUUAUCAAACUAAACAUAAAAACAGUAACGCCAAAUCCAAAUAAACAGCAACAGAACAAAAAGUUACAAAUAAAACAUAUUGGCGUAUGGAAACUUAUACAAAACAUCUCGUCCAUGAUAUAUAUAUACCAUAUUUCAACUCUUCUUUUCAUCCAAUUGACUUCCUUCAUCCUCAACACGGUUCUCUUUUCAACUUUUGGUAAACUGUCUCCUUUUUAGUUUUUUAUUAUCUCUUAUUCUUUCUGUUUUUAACUUAAGUACCAAAAAUUAUUUUGCAGAAAUUAAUUGAAAUAAGUGCAAGUAUUAAUUUGAGGGCACUGCUAAUAAUAAUAAUAAUAAUACAUAAAUACAUAAAUACAUAAAUGAUGUGAUAUACGCUUCCUUCCAUGUCAGUGGAAUCUUUCCUUUAUGCAAAAUAUUGUUCAUCACAUCCUUUAUUGGUAAUAACAAUUGUUUACCUAAGUUUUUUAUAGUAUUUUGCUGUAAAUUCAUCUGGUCCCGGUGCCUUUAUUAUUUAUUAUUUAUUAUUUAUUUAUUAUUAUUAGUUAUACCCAGUGCCUUUAUUAUUUAUACCCUGGCUGGAUUUCCCUAGUCAAUUAGGGUCAAGCAGAGGCACAAAUUCGGGAGAGAGGGGAUCUGCUUCUCAAAAGACCAGGCCACUGCAGCUCUUCCAUCCAUGCCUUAUUUCCCCUUAUUUCCCAGAGGCAUCUGUUCCGUAAGAGCAGCAUGCUGAGCUAGAUGGGCCCUUGGCCUGAUCCUGCAGACUCUUAGGAAGCCCCCAGCCCAGGAUGGCUGGCUUUUCUGUGCCCAAUCUCCAUAAGACACAGGGGUGGUGUGAAGCCAAAGGCUCCUGGCACAUGAGGGGGAAAUAUCCCUUUGAGCCAUACAGGGUCCCCACCCCUUUUAUGUAAGAGUGGGAAAUGCAUGAACACAAAUAGCUCAGAAAAUGGCUGCAACAACCUUUGGGUGCGAGAAGGUAAAUGGGUUCUGGCGUCACUGGAGGGAGGUGGGGGCUGCCUGAGUGUGAACUCCAGUGGUCCAGCGUCCCUGCAAUUGGAGGGGAGACAUGACUUCUCUGCUUCAACAUGAGGGCAGACCAGGGAAACCUGAGUAAACCUAAAAGAGCCGGGCAGAGCAGGGCAGAAUUGCACCACAGACCAGGGGGAAAGGCUCAGUGGGAAGACAGAAGACCAGUCUGGCCUGAUCCUGGACACCACAAAAAGGGAAUUAUAAGAGCUGGAAAAAAUGCAGCAAAUGGCAGCAUAAAGGAACCUCUUGCUUAUCUUUAAAAUCAUAUUCUGAUAUUCUUUUAGAAAACAGUGAGUAAAAUGAAUAAUGGCUAAUCAAUACAAUAAACAAGAAAAACCCAUUACAUUUAACAAAACAAAACAGAAGACUAAUAGCAGCACUGGCAUCAUCUAACAUCACAGACAGUAUAAUCUCCAAAGGCCGCUGUACAAAUGUGUGUCUUUAAAAAGAAAUCGCUUGACAAACUUUCCAUAACGUGGGGAGGGGGUGAGAGGACUGCAGAGCAGAUCUUCUUUGUAAUGUCCACAAGCCUGACCAAUUUUUAAAUAGGUUUCUCAUUAUGCUUCCACUGCCCACCUUUUCCAUAAAUGUGAUGAUCAUAUAGCCACAGGCCUGGGGAACCAGGAUGGGGUCUUUGCAUUGAAGGUGACAGGUGGGAAUGGCACUUGCUGGGUUUUAUAUAUCUUGCCCUUCAUCUUGAGAUAAAUGCAACAAUAAAUGCAUUAACACAAUUCACAGGAAAAGAAAGCCAUUCAUGUCAACGAUGUAAUAGCUGUGAAUAUAAAAGCUCCGCUUUAACCAAACCAUAAGAGAUAAUUGAGUUUGUUCUUGGCUGACUGCUCAUAGUUUGCCUGGGGGAAACAGACCAUAGGCCCACACUGCAGAACAUGGAAGGGAGUCCCUCAGAAGGUGGUGAACUCUCCUUCCUUGGAGGUUUUUAAGCAAAGGUUAGGUGGCCCCCUGUCGUGGAUGCUUUAAUUCAGAUUCCUGCAUUGCAGGGGGUUGGACUAGAUGACCCUUGGGGUCCCCACCAACUCUACGAUUCUACAAUGCGCUGUCAAGAAUCCCAAGCAGGACAUUUCACACAAGGGGGUCGCGGUAGCCUAACCACUUUCUUGCUUUUUAUAAACUACCUGGAAGGAUGGGGUCUAACAUUACAUUAAACAUUAAACUGGUUAGAAAAGAGCGAGAGCACUUGCUGCCAGUUUUACCUGGUAUGUCAAGCAUGGUCUCUGAUGUGAGGUAGAAGAUUAAGAUGUGAAUUAGGGAGUCCCUGCCUGUGGGGGGGGGGUAGCCUUAGACAAGCCACCGCCUCUCAGCCUCAGUUUUCCCAUCUGAAAAAUGGGCAUAGUAAGAUUGACUCAACUUACAGGGUCUUUGCAAGGGUUCGAUGUAAAUAAUGUGUGAAUCCUUGAAAGAACUGCAGAUGCUUCAAGAAUCCUUAUUAAGAACUUGAUGAACGUCCCUCUCUCGAAUGCAAAGCCAUGGAGUCCCUGUUCAUUUCAGAGGGGAUGCUGUUUCUGUCAUGUGCCUAAAAAAGAGUCAGCUUCCCUGUUGACGUUGUUUCUCUUCUCUUUCCUCCUCUGUCCCCACAGAAAAUGUAACUUUGGAUCCAGACACAGCACAUCCCCUCCUCAUCCUGUCUGAGGAUCACAAGCGUGUGAGUUGGGGAGAAGUCUAUCAAGACCUGCCAGACAACCCUGAGAGAUUUGACACACUUACCUAUGUGCUGGGAUGUGAGGGUUUCACGUCAGGCAGACAUUUCUGGGAAGUCAUUGUGGGAAGAGUGGAGAAGUGGGCGGUGGGGGUGGCCAGAAAGUCUGUGAAGAGGAAGGGUGUCGUGUAUUUUGAAAGUACGGAAGGGAUCUGGGGUUUCGCGAAGUGGGACUUUGGUUACACCCCCCGUAAGGCCCCUGUUCCAAGUGAGGAGCCCAAGAGGAUCCGAGUGGCCCUAAACUGCGAAGGGGGACGAGUGUCCUUUUACGAUGCAGACACAGCAGUCCUCCUCCACUCAUUCUCAGAAGCCUCCUUCUCAGGAGAGACCCUCCAGCCCUUUUUUUACGUGAGUGAGAAAGGGAACCUGAGACUCUCUUGA
Podarcis lilfordi (Lilford's wall lizard) is the source of this 15339-nucleotide messenger RNA. The record is from the annotation of a GenBank genome assembly. NCBI's taxonomy places the organism in Eukaryota, Metazoa, Chordata, Lepidosauria, Squamata, Lacertidae.